AUGUUUAAUCUCUUGCUUCUAGCUUGUAUUGCUGCAGGCGUGAUCUGGUUUCUCGCAACACCUUUGCGGACAGGACUAUGGCGCUUUCCGGGACCAUGGUAUCGACGGUAUACAGAUCUAUUUCAGGUGCUCGACACAUACCAUGAGCGAACACGUCUGGCUAUCGCGGAACUGCACAGGGUGUACGGCCCUGUGGUCCAAAUUGGUCCACGCACCCUUAUUUUCUCCGACCCGGCCAUGAUUGACGAAGUGUAUGGCACCAGGUCACCACUUCCCAAAAGCCAUCACUUUAAGCCCCUGCGACAUGAGCUCAAUGGGGUUGUCUAUCCGAAUAUCGUGGCAAUGGAGACGACCAGAGAACAUGCGGCUAUUAAACGACCAAUUGCGGGCAUCUAUUCCAUGUCUAACGUCACGAAGUCGGAACGUUUCAUCGACGAGUGCAUCCUUCAGUUCGUCCACCAGCUCGACCAGGAGUUCUACAGCAAAGGGAAGACCAUGCCCGUUUAUCAAUGGGCGCACUUUUUUGCGUACGAUACGAUAAUGAGGGUCACCGCAUCCGUGGACUUCGGACUUAUUCGAGGUGAAGCUGAUCGAGAGGGCAUGUUCAAGGGCCUACAUGAAGCUCAAAAAUUCCGAGCCAUGGGCGUCUGCAUGCCUUGGAUGUACGCAAUUCUCAAGAGGACCCCACUGGCCAGCAUGAUGGUCAAACGCAUGGGGUCCUUCCCACGUCGAGCACGCGAACUCAUCCAAAGCCGGAGGGCGAUGGGGGUAUCAACCACAAGGACCAGCGACCGUGAGGACCUCCUUGACCAGCUCCUCGAGACGAAGGAGAAGUUUCCACAGACCGUUGAUGAGCUUGUCCUACACGGCUACGCCACGACACCCCUCUUCGCAGGUGGCGAAUCGGUCGCUGCCAUUAUCACAGCCGUGGUCUACUUCGUGGGCAAGGAUCCCUCCGUCGCCGCCAAACUGCAUGCCGAACUGCAAUCCUCUGGCCUCCAGAUGCCCCCGUCCUGGGUCGAGAUCCAGAAAAUGCCCUAUCUCGACGCAGUCAUGCGCGAGACUUUUCGCUGUUCUCCCCUCGGUGCAGCGCUCUCCCGCCGCGCCAUCCCACCCGAUCGGGACUUCAUCCUGCCCGACGGCCGCCGUGUGCCAACGGGCACCGCAGUCGCCAUGUUAGGUGGGUCGACUCAAUUCAACGAAGACAUCUUCGGCGCGGACGCGCGACAGUUCCGGCCGGAACGCUGGCUCGUGAUGCCCACCGAGAGCCCGGACGAGUAUGCGGAGCGGUUGCGCUGGAUGAACAAGACGGACUUGACUUGGGGCGCGGGUGACCGCGCCUGCAUGGGCAAGAAUAUUGCGCGGUGUGAGAUCUACAAGCUCGUAGCAACGCUGUAUUCUACGUUCGACGUUCGACUUGUAGACCCAGCGAAGGAAUGGAAGCUCAGGGAGGCUCUGGGGGUCAAGCCGGAUGGUGUGGAGGCGAUGCUUAGUCUUAGGUCGGGUGCGAGGUUCGAUCACUUUGAAGAGGGGUAUAAAUACGGAUGA
Messenger RNA from Cladophialophora bantiana CBS 173.52, 1548 nucleotides. RefSeq lists its product as uncharacterized. The transcript has 6 exons. The record is from RefSeq and is a predicted model, not a curated record. Lineage: Eukaryota; Fungi; Ascomycota; Eurotiomycetes; Chaetothyriales; Herpotrichiellaceae. The coding region runs from base 1 to 1548 and encodes 515 amino acids. Gene Ontology annotation, molecular function: oxidoreductase activity, acting on paired donors, with incorporation or reduction of molecular oxygen; iron ion binding; monooxygenase activity.